GUAUUUCCAAUGCAUGCCUAUUUCACAUAAUUUAACAUCUCUUGAUCAAUAACAGAUGCUGGCAGGUCGUGUUCAUGAAAUGAUACUGCGCCACAAAAUUAUCCGAGAAUUGGGAUCUCUCAUCAACUUCUUUGAAUUCGACUAGGAACUAUCAGUACUUGUGGACCUUGACUCGAAAUGUCGGACAAUAGUGCUGCGCUAGCUUAAAUAGCGAGCUUAAAUCUCGUCUUCUUGAUCCCAAAGUCCACCUUUCUUUUCUAUCUCCCUAGGAAGGCCCCAUCAUGGCCAAUAAUGUUGACGCCACUGCGUCAGUGACAGACACAACUCCUGGCAACUGUGGCUUGUCCGCCGACCUCAAGUUCACCCCACACACAGUUUGCUCCACUGUUGUCAACGAACACAUUGAUACUCUAAGUGUCAAAAAGGCACUAGGAAUCGACAACGCGGACAGCCGGGUCAUACGUAUCAUCGUGCUCAGAAAGCUUGAUCCAAUCACGACGCUGAGCGACAAAGAGUUCCUCCUCGCAUGGUGGGAAGUCGUCAAGUGCCAUCGCGUCCUCUGGAAGAGGGGCGUGCAUCACCGCAACGUCAGCCCCAGUAAUAUUAUGGGAUACCGCUUCGGUGGUCGAUUUAUCGGCGUCCUUAACGAUUUUGACUUAUCAUCGAUCAUACAAUCAAUAUCCUCCAUUCAAGACGCUCCCAAAGGCUUCGAGCGCACAGGAACGGUACCCUUCAUGUCGCUACACCUUCUCACGCGGAAAGCCAUUGCAGGCCAAGUCGAGCACUUGUACUAUCAUGAUGCUGAAUCGUUCAUUUGGGUCCUCACUUGGAUUUGUCUUCGAUAUGAAAAUGGUGAACUCCUCAGGAGGAACAGACCACUCGAUGAAUGGUUGACAGUGGACGCCAGGGGGUGCCAUCAGAAAAAAGCAGGUUAUCUGGCAACGGUGGACGAAAUAUGCCCAACGCGGUCGCAUGAAGCGAACUUCAAAGUUGUCAUGCGUUGCUUAGAGGUGAUUCACAAAUAUUUAGGACCAUUCACGUCCGUUCCAGCGGACGAUGAAGUGGUAUUCAAGACAUGGCUCCUGAACCAUGUGCCCAAGAAUGUACUUGAAGGCAAUAUUUCUUUGAUAGAGUAGGUAUACUUGCAGUUGAGGCAGCGUGCCUCCGAAAUGUGAUGUCACAUACAAUCUUGUAUAUUCGAUGCAGAACAAACAUCAUGCAC
This is a messenger RNA of Suillus plorans, 1222 nucleotides long. RefSeq lists its product as uncharacterized. The transcript is spliced from 3 exons. NCBI's taxonomy places the organism in Eukaryota, Fungi, Basidiomycota, Agaricomycetes, Boletales, Suillaceae. The record is from RefSeq and is a predicted model, not a curated record. Bases 282 to 1136 code for a protein of 284 amino acids.